AUGGAAGCCUCGCACGCAGCAGAAAACAUCAUGAAGCGGUGGAUUCUUACUGGAGGAUGGCGUGAUGCAUUCUACCUCUACGAGCCUGGUCGAUGCUAUUCCAAAGGUUCUAUAGGGCGUAUGUGUGACGAGUUAGAAGAGAUUGCAGCUAGCGAUUCAGCAUUUGCGAACAAGUGGGGAACUCGCUUCCAUCGCUGGCACACGGGAACCAAGUAUCAAUUAUACAUGAGGGCCGAAACCAAAGAGACCCCAGGAAGUCUGAGCUAA
This is a messenger RNA of Penicillium vulpinum, 267 nucleotides long. RefSeq lists its product as uncharacterized. Bases 1 to 267 code for a protein of 88 amino acids. The record is from RefSeq and is a predicted model, not a curated record. NCBI's taxonomy places the organism in Eukaryota, Fungi, Ascomycota, Eurotiomycetes, Eurotiales, Aspergillaceae. The transcript has 2 exons.